Molecule: messenger RNA, 2177 nt
Organism: Drosophila persimilis
Lineage: Eukaryota; Metazoa; Arthropoda; Insecta; Diptera; Drosophilidae
Product: pentatricopeptide repeat-containing protein 1, mitochondrial
Exons: 2
Coding region: 11-2134 (707 amino acids)
Biological process (GO): tRNA 3'-end processing
Cellular component (GO): mitochondrial matrix
Molecular function (GO): tRNA binding; protein binding
Source: RefSeq, a predicted model, not a curated record
AGAAGAAAUUAUGGCUCUGAGAGUGCUCAGCCAAUGCCUGGCGUCGCAUAUGCGCCGCUUGCAAUUAAACACCGUAGGGAGCUCUUUAAAUAGCUAUAGCGGACGACUCCAAUCGGUUCCACCGCGCUCCUGGACGUUGGAUCAAAGCCGGCUGCUGCACGUGCGUGUUACGGAUCAGGAAGCCGGUUUGCAAGCUAAACGCGAGGCCAAUAGGUUUAACAAUCCAUUCCAAGAUGAAUUUCCUGCGGAAGAUAAUGUGGGUGUUCACAAGCAGCAAAAUAAGUUUAAGUUUGCGAAAAAUGGGAAGGAAAAGAAACCGAAACCGGAAAAAGUUUUAGAGCAUGGGGAUCCGGAUACCUUUGGCGAUGCCAAGAUUAGCGCCAGUCAAUCUGAAGAUCCUGGUGAUAUCGAGGAGGAGGAAUACAUAAGCAAGCCUACGCGGCAUUCAAAGAAACUGCAAACCAAGGAAUACGCACAUCUCAUCAAGGAACACUUGAACGCGAACCGGCUAAACGAUGCCAUUGCCGUGCUGGAGCAGCGUAUGCUCCGAGAGGAUCGCGUCAAGCCAGAGAAGUACAUAUACAAUCUUCUGAUCAGCGGCUGCGCCAAAGCCGGAUACACCCGUAAGGCGUUCUCCCUGUACACGAAGAUGCGGCAGCGCGGACUAAACGUUUCGGGAGGAACGUAUACCUCGCUCUUCAAUGCUUGCGCCAAUGCACCUUCCAUCAGCGAUGGACUGGCCAAGGCUCAGAUCCUGCGAGAGAAUAUGCUGGAGAAGGGCUACGAACCAAAUGCGAAAAACUACAACGCCAUGAUCAAGGCCUACGGCAGGUGCGGAGAUGUAGACACAGCCUACAUGCUGGCAGAUGAAAUGGUGGAUCGUAAGCUGGACAUGAAUGCAGACACAUUCAAUUUCCUGCUGCAGGCGUGCGCCAGCAAUCCGGAGCACGGUUUUCGACAUGCUCUCCUCACGUGGCAUAAAAUGUUGCGGGGAGGCAUCAGCCCGGACUACUACAGCUUCAAUGUUAUGCUACGUUGUGCCCGGGACUGUGGUUUUGGUACUUUGGAGUCCAUGCGAGAGGUUCUACACCAGAUUGCUCCAGCAGCAACCAAACAGGAGGCGGUACCCCAACUGGAGGGAGGAGAAAAGGACAAUUUACUGAGUGAAUCAUCGAGCACCUCUUCUCUGCCUGACCACAUCGAAGUGGCGACAACUGCAAGUGAGCUGGAACUACCCAAUCUUCUGCUGCCGCGCCCACACCUGGGCAGUCUGGUGGCCCUAGAGGAAGUGACCCGUCCCCAUGAGCGUUUCCUCUUGCUGGGCGGCAUCACGGGAUUUCUGGAGCACAUGAAACAGCACAAGAUAACCCCCGAUAUACAGACCUUCACGACCAUGCUAGAGGUGAUCCCUCCCACCAACUCUGCUGAGAAGCAGCUCCUCACAUUCGUCCGCAAGAUUGGCCUGAAGGCAGACAUAGACUUUUUCAAUAUACUGAUCAAAAAGCGAUCGAUGCGCUUUGACUACGACAGUGCCCGCGAAGUUCUUUCCAUGAUACGCACUGCAGGAUUACGUCCGGAUAUCGUUACCUAUGGCGUGCUCGCCCUGGGUUGCCGAACCCAGGAGGAAGCGAGGGAACUGUUGCUGCAAAUGCAGGAGGCUGAAAUUAAAAUGAACAUGCCCAUACUAGGAGCCAUGUUGCGCCAGGGCUGUGCCCAGAAGUCCUUCGGCUACAUCAAUGAAAUCAUGCAACUAAGCCUGGAAGAGGGCGUCAAGCCCAACGAGCCAUUCCUCCGUCAUCUGCACAACUUUCACAGAGGAUGCGCCCGGGCUAUUGAUGCCAGGCACCCUUCGACCAAGACGCCCACUUUUAAGAAGGGACACUCGAAGUUCUGUGAUAAGUACCGCCUGUACUACGAAGAGCAGGGCCUGACUGGCCUUCAGCUGGAAGAUGCCAUUGCCAAGAUAAAGGUACGCCCCUAUGCCAAGUAUAAGGAGGCAGCCGUGGACGGUCUGGAACCACUCAAGCACGAGCAGGUCAAGCGAAAAACAAAGCUGAGGAAAUAUAUUAAGAAAAUCAAGAUCGAUGAGCUGCAGGAUGACCCUCCAAGAGAGUUCAUCAAGAAGAUAGAAUAGGUUUACGAUGUAGGUUUUAUUAAAGAUUAUUUUUGUUAGCCAA